Melanotaenia boesemani (Boeseman's rainbowfish) is the source of this 4109-nucleotide messenger RNA. It is a transcript of the gene eif4g2a, whose product is annotated as eukaryotic translation initiation factor 4, gamma 2a. The transcript is spliced from 21 exons. Bases 1 to 2781 code for a protein of 926 amino acids. Lineage: Eukaryota; Metazoa; Chordata; Actinopteri; Atheriniformes; Melanotaeniidae. Gene Ontology annotation, cellular component: eukaryotic translation initiation factor 4F complex. The record is from RefSeq and is a predicted model, not a curated record. Gene Ontology annotation, molecular function: translation initiation factor activity; mRNA binding; protein binding.
AUGUCCCCCUCCAUUUUUCGUCAGAAAUCAAAAGGAGAAGCCUGGGUCAGGUCGCGUUUUCCGCCCCCCGCACCCAGAACUCAAUUCUUUUCAGAUAUUCUUUGUCAAGCCGCCAAAGUGGAGAGUGUCGUUGCACCGGGGGGACCUUCUCGUUUCAGUGUAGGGGGAGGAGGUGGGGGUGCACCCCAGCAAUAUCCCAAGACUGUCUGCAACAGCGAGUUCCUGGGGAAAACCCCAGGUCCUGGCGUUCAGAGAUGGGUACCUUCUCGAAACACUAGACGAGAUGCCAACUCCUCCAGUGAGAAAGGGCAAAAUGAUGCAAUCUUCAGGAAAGUAAGAGGCAUACUUAACAAACUGACUCCUGAAAAGUUUGACAAACUAUGCUUGGAGCUCCUCAAUGUGGGUGUCGAUUCAAAACUUGUCUUAAAGGGAAUCAUCUUGUUGAUUGUUGACAAAGCCCUUGAAGAGCCCAAGUACAGCCAGUUGUAUGCACAACUAUGUCAUCGCUUGGCAGAGGAUGCACCAAAUUUUGAGGACCUAUCAUCAGAAAAUCAAGCAACACAAAAGCAAAAUACUACCUUCAGAAGGCUCCUGAUCAGCAAGCUUCAAGAUGAAUUUGAGAACCGUGCCAAGAAUGUGGACCUCUUUGAUAAGAGCGACAGCCCACUCACCUCUGAAGAGGAGGAGCAGCGUGCUAUUGCAAAGAUCAAAAUGCUGGGCAACAUCAAAUUCAUUGGUGAACUUGGCAAACUCAGUCUCAUCCAUGAAUCAAUCCUCCACAAAUGCAUCAAAACACUUCUGGAAAAGAAGAAGAAAAUCCAACUUAAGGAUAUGGUGGAAGACUUGGAAUGCCUCUGUCAGAUAAUGAAAACAGUGGGACCCAAACUUGAUCAUGAAAAAGCAAGGUCUUUGGUAGAUCAGUACUUUGGUCGCAUGCGAGCCUUGGCAAACAACAAGGAACUGCCUGCGAGGAUUCGCUUCCUUCUUCAGAACACAGUGGAGCUGCGAGAUAGCGAUUGGGUUCCUCGCAAAGCUUAUGUUGACAACGGGCCGAAGACCAUCAGCCAAGUUCGUCAGGAUGCAGUAAAGGACUUGGGUGUUUUCAUUCCACCUGCAAAUGAUGCAAUGAGGAAUGACUUCUUCAUGGAUAACACCUCCUUCCUGCCAACAAAGAUGAAGUUUGACAGGGAACCUCUUGGUGGACUGGCCGACAUGUUUGGGCAGAUGCCAGGAAUUGGUAUUGGGACUGGUCCAGGAGUAAUUCAGGAUCACUACUCGCCUACCAUGGGUCGUCACCGUACAGCUCCGAUCUUCAACGGCCAUAUUGGAAAUGCAAAUGGCUCACAUCAGCCUCAGUUUGAAUCGGGAAGCAAGCCAUUUAUAAAACCAAACCAAGGGCAGAAUUCACCGAUUUUCAGCCAUAAGCAGAACCACUCAGUUCAGAUGCAGUCAAAGGAUAUGGCUUCAAGGUUCAGCAAGAAAGGGAAACUUAAUGCUGAUGAGAUCAGUCUGCGGCCAGCACAGUCUUUCAUUUUGAAUAAAAACCAAGUGCCAAAGCUGCAGCCACAGAUGACUAUGGUUCCUCACAUUGGUUCCCCAAUAGGACAGCUUGGCCUCAAAACCAGUCCUCCUCCAAUUCAGGAAAAACCUGCCAAGUCCAAUAAAAAAGCUCCUCUUACAAAAGAAGAGUUGUGUAAACUCACAGAAACGCUGAUGGCAGACUACCUGAACAGCAAAAACAUCAAUGAGGCUGUGAAUGCUGUGCGGGAGAUGAAACCUCCCAAACACUUCUUUUCUGAGAUGCUGACCAAGAUCAUGAUCUACACCCUUGAGCGCUCAGAUGAGGAUAAGGAACAUGCAAGCAACCUGAUCCAUGAUUUUUGCACAGAGGGAAUUGUCACUAGUGAAAAUCUAAUGCAGGCUCUUCUGGGUGUUCUUGACCUCUGUCCCAAGAUAGAGGAAGAGAUCCCACUAGUGAAGUCUUACCUGGCACAGUUUGCAGCACGAGCCAUUAUUGCUGAGCUGGUCAGCAUUGAUGAUUUGGCUCAUCAUCUGGAGAAUGGUGCACAUUUCCCACUAUUCCUGCUCUGCCUGCAGCAAAUGGUCAAACUGAAGGGCCGCGAGUGGCUGAGUGACCUUUUCCAGCAGAGCAAGAUCAACAUGCAGAAGAUGCUGCCUGAAAUUGACCAGAACAAGGACAGGAUGUUGGAGAUUCUGGAGGGCAAAGGACUCAGCUUUUUGUUCCCACUGAUGAAACUGGAGAAGGAGCUGCUGAAGCAGAUCAAAGUAGAUCCCUCUCCACAAUCCAUCUACAAGUGGAUCAAAGACAACAUCUCUCCUAAACUCCACACUGACAAAGGCUUUGUCAACAUCCUUGUAACCAGCUUCCUGCAGUACAUUGCUUAUGAAACCAACCCCGACGAUGACGAAGAGCAGCUUGCAGCUCCCAGUAAAGAGCAAGUGGAUGAAGAGAAGCAGCUGUUAUUGUCCUUCAAGCCAGUAAUGCAGAAGUUCCUCCAUGAUCACAUUAACCUGCAAGUCGAUGCACUGUACGCACUGCAGGUGCACUGCAAUGCCAAGGGUUUCCCCAAAGGCAUGUUGCUGCGUUACUUUGUGAACCUUUAUGAUAUGGAAAUCAUUGAAGAAGAGGCCUUCAUCUCAUGGAAAGAAGACGUCACCCAAGAGUAUCCAGGGAAGGGGAAGGCAUUGUUUCAGGUGAACCAGUGGCUGACUUGGCUUGAGACUGCAGAGGAAGAGGAGUCGGAGGAUGAAGAUUACUAAAAAAAAAAAAAAAUAGGCCAAAGCCAUGUGUUACUAAAAUGCAUUGAGUGAUUUUAAUUUUUCUUUUUUUCUCCACGUAUCAUGUAUUCCUUUUCUGUCUCGUCUUGUUACAAUGCAUUCCACCAUGAAAUGUUUAGCCAAAUCAAGCCAGCAUCAACAUCUUACUGUAUUUACAAGUUUCCUAUUUUUCUAUCCUGUGAUGUCCUGCAGCAGACGUUUUACACAUUUCAGUCAUCUUGGGUUAUGUUUUAACAGCAGGCAGUAUUUUGCAGGGAAAUGCAUCUGAACAUGAUCCACUAUCACCCUUUACCUCUGGUAGAAGUCACCAAGUGCUGUCAUAAAGAUUUCCUUGGACUGUUUACAAGAGAAAAGAACAAAUGACCAAAACUUUUCUCAUUGUUUUAACUGCAUUUGUAAAUCAGUUUCUAGAUGCACUUUGCUCAACACCAAGAGUCGUUGCAAUAUUAAAAUAUACUCAUUUUUUAAUGUUUUAAUCAUUAGUUGCAGUUUGAUGCUGAUGUGGUUUCUUUUGCUUGAAAAUUUGAUCAUUUUCUUUAUUAAAUCUGGAUUUAAUUAACAAUUGUGGCCAAUAUAACUUGCACAAUAUGAUCCAAUUUGCUUAACUGUAUUUUUUUUUUUUAUGUAUAGAACAUUUUGUGCUUGUGGCCUUUUUUUAAUUUAUCGAUUCAUAUGGAUAUACCUCUAAUGUAUCGCUGACUAUACUUGAAUGUCUUGGUUUUUGACAUUGAGACAGCCAGAGCUCAGUUUACUUUACUACGGUUGUUCACUUGUGGAAAUUUGACAUCUUUUUGCAAUAUUUGCCAAGUUCUUAAAAGGUCUUUUUAUCUUCAUGAAAUUGCAGCAAAUGUACUGUGUGUUGAGGUGUCGUUAGGGUAAAAGCAGGACGUUGAGUGUGUACAACUAUGGAUCGACCUUGAAUAAAGAUAAACAGCUUGGAUGUUUCUUCUCUCAUUUUAUUAAAUGAAAAUUGAUGCAUUUAGAAGAAAAAUGUUCUAUAAGAAGGUGUCAUUUUUGCCACAGUUCCCUGGUUUGAGAUAGUUUGGUUUUAAUAUUAAAUCUUGUCAGGAAUUUUUCAAAUUUAAGACUUUUGAAAAAGGUGAGACAAAGCAGAAUGUUGGUAAUUUUUAAUUGUCUUAACAUCUCUGGGUUAUUUCACCGUCUGACAAAAAGAAAUUUUACUUGUGGCAUUUCAACCCAUUUUCUUUUACAAAACUUAAGUUCUUAUAAGACAAUGUUCCAAAAAAAAAAAAAAACCUAAUUUUAACUCAUUGGAAAGACUGAAAUCCAUAUCUUGAUGGUAAAUAAAA